UGCAUCCCGAGCGGCGAGUUGGAGCGCCGGAGCCGCGCCGGACGGAUGCUCUUACUGCAUGCUGGAAACGUCCCGUCAUUGUCGGCAACCACCCCCCCGCCACCGACACGGCUCGACGUCGGCUACGAUAGCGCAUCUCGGUGGAUAACCCCGGCUACUCCAGUCCGACUGUUGGGAUUCUCUGGAGCUGUUGCGACUCCGUUUACCGCUCGUUCAUUUAAUUCGCGUGCUUUUUUUUUUCUCGCUCGAACUACGAAAGUUCGCGCGGACUUGGAAACUUUUUGCGCGCCGUGGCGGCGACCGGAAAGUGGCUUCGCUCAGUGUGUAGGAAGUGAGUAGAUAUUUUGCGCGCGCGUUGAGCGUAUCGGAAAUAAUCUUUUUUGUCUGAGGUUGAAAGUUCGCGUGGAAGAGAAAACGUUUGGCGUGGGUGGGCUAGAAUCAGUCUGAAUCCCGAAAAGCUGUUCGAUUCUCGCAUCUUGCCCGUAUAUUUUAUUUGUAUUUACUGCUCGACCUUUGAACAAAAUUAAGAACGCCAUUAAGCGAGCGUAUGCGGGAGUAGUCUUCUGAAUUAAACUAGGAAGUUCUUCGGGGCUCCUUUUUUUUUCCUGUCCUUAUUUUUACAUCUUUCUUGGUCUCUCUUCUACAGCUCCAAGACGCAAAACUGUGCCCUAAUAGUGUCAGUAUCCCAUAAGUUUUGAGAAAUAGAGGGCUCUUUAGAGAUCAGGAAAGCCAUUUGUAUUUUUACGGGUCUCUUCUUUUCUCUAUUUUAUGUAGACGUGUACUUCCUGCCGGAAGCCCCUGCAUCGGAAAAUGCAGAUGAAACAACGCUGAUCAGAAAUAUGUGAGGAGCGAAGGUAGCUCGUUUGAAUCCUUGAAAAACAAAAAAACUUUCUGUGCGAAAGCUGGCAUCGCUUUUACACAUUUCAAGUCGGAAUAGGUAGUUCUGGUCGGAGGCCACGUAAAUACAUGUUUUCUUUUUCGAAAUAUUCACAUUUGCUACGCUAACCAAGAAAUUACGCAAGGAGAAAGAUCUUCGGUAGCACGACGAAAUUGGUAUUUCCGUGGCCAUCAACCAAAUCAGCUUCUUAAUAUUUGUCACUUCGAAAAAGUUUGCCGAACAACUCUGCCUUGAAGUUCAGAACCAGACAACCGCCACCACAAACUCUAUAGGGAAUUUUUUUUUUUCUUGCUUGUAACUGCGAAACUCCCCAUGUUUUAUUCGCUCACCACCGUGGAUGUUUCAGUUUGAUUUUCGAGAAAAAUAUCCGCAUUUUAAAGCUUGUUUUCUGCGUGAUGACUGAUUUGCGGUGAAGUGUUCAGUACUGAAAAAAAAAAAAAAGUGGACAAGCUUGUGGCACCGGAACCUACCAGCCGUGAACGUUCCAUUACAGUCCCGAUUGCGUGAGAGAGGAUUUCUGGAAACGAGUGUAUGCGAAGAAUUUUUGGACAAGCUCUUGCCAGAAAGAAAAAAAAGAAGUGUGCGAAAAAUACGGCAGCUUUAACAUCGACGAGUCUCCGACCAACGCUUCGAUUCGGUCUGGGAGUCCAAUACGCAGGGCCUGACGAACCAUCUCACACGGUAUACAGAUACCGUACGCUGGUGACACCGAAGCUCCGCAGACCCUGCAAGUAGCUUUAUAGAUCUUCCGAGAACGCUCCAUUCAAAGCUGAGUGAAACGGUCUUCUCCAGUUUCUUUCAAAUGCGUCUGAUGACGUCGAGCGCGUCUAUCUAGGUGGUUAGUAUACUCGGCGACAUUUUUUUUUUUUUUUUGCAGUGCUGUGAAAGCUACCGGACCGAAACGCAGCGUCUCUCUAACUCGGCCACGAGAGGUUUUCCUAACUUUAUUAAUUUUCGCAUUUCUCUAGCUUAAAUAAGUUCUACUUCAUUUAUUGUUAAGUUAUGACUAUUAUGGGAAGUCGCGCAUGAUAUUAAACUGUUGUACACUUUGGAAUAUCAUUCCUUCCGUUUAUUGUUUUUUUUUUUUCCUUUCUUGGACUCCGCCAUGUUUUCGGCACGCCUGCUCUGUACAGUAAACAGGGCACGGACGAUGACGCAACCAAGCUGAAAGGCACGUUCAUCGCCGAAUUCCCACAGUAAAUACACGACUCCUGGACAACAACAGCGUAGGAACAGGAUCUUGUGUGCUGUCUAUUUCACUGCGAAGUUUAAUUGCUUGACACAUCACGAAAUUCAAGGCAAGACGCAAGUUUGUCUCUGCGAAGUCGUCCCGGAAAACAACGUGAAGACGUUACGUUAAAAAAAAGAUUCCUUGACGCUGGCUAUCGCCUGGCAACUACGCAAGAAGAGAUUAGGCGUGUAGGCUGCGUUCUGAAGUCCAGAGUUUGUCAUACAUUUUCAUAAAAUGACUGUAUUUUGACAUGCGCUAAUACGUGCUCUUGUUAGUACAGGAAUGAAUUUCUUAAAUGGCAAAGUUUCUGCUAUACGUUUUCGAAUAAUUUAGCCAACACGAGCAAGAAGCCGGUUAAUAAGGUGACAUAAACUUCGGAGAACGAGCAGCAUUAGAAGUCAAGCUGCGAGAUGGGUAUUAAGGACCUGAAAGCCAAACAUGGUAUCGCCAUUAGUCCUGAAUUCCUACAUGUCUAUAAAGAGAGGAACUAGCCAUAAGUACUUGCUGCAAUCUUCGGAAACCUUGCAAAGCAGAAGCGCACAAGUGACCCGCAGACUGUACCAGUAAUAGGUGUUGACGCGUGACUAGCUGUAUCUCGUUAUCAGGUAACAACAGAUGCAAACGCACACAUAUCGUGUUCUGUCAUCGUGCUAUCGGAAUUAUUCCCUGAAGAUACCGCCAUCUGUUAAUUAUACUCUUCUGAGUGCUGCAAAAGGGUAUUGUGCAGCCAAAUGAGAAUAUAAGUUCUUCAGAAAGCGUCCAACUUCAGUCGACUCACAUGUUCAUUCCCAAGAAGAGUAUGGCAGGCAAGCUUACCAGCUAGCCUUCAGUCUAUCACUCGAGUGAUACGCACCGCAGAAGAAAGAAACUCGAAUGUUCGUUCCGUGGCCACCGUCUACCAUGGAGGCCCCUAUCACCCAAGACUGCUUCACUCUCAACGACACUACAAUAGUCACCGACUGCGAGGGAUUGGAUGCCAACACCAGUUGGCGCACGCCAUCGCCCGAUGGGGAGCCGUCGUGGAAUCAAACCUCCCUGCAGUUACCCCCGGGCCACGUCUACUUCGACUAUCCCGAAGAAAUGCUGGAGCCGUGGGUGAUGAACGAGUACUUCUUUUUCAUCGUGGUGACGUACUUGGUGACGUUCGCCAUCGGUGUGAGCGGUAACUUGGUGGUGAUCUCCGUGAUGGCGGGCGACAAGUCCUCGAGGAACGUCACCAGCGUGUUCCUCGUCAGCCUGGCUGUGUCCGACUUGCUCCUCCUCACAAUAUGCGCACCGCUGGAUGUGGCUCAAUACUUGGUGGUCCGGUGGGACGCCAGCGGCACGGUGUGCAAACUGGCCGCCUACGCCGAGACGGUGUCCGCCUUCGCUUCGGUGCUCAACAUGGUCGCUGUCACGCUCGAAAGGUUCGUCGUGAUCGUGUUCCCAAUCCACUCGCGCACCGUGUGCACCAUGAGCAACUGCAAAAGGCUCAUGUGGGGCGUCUGGCUCGUAUCCCUCGUCGUUGCCCUGCCCAUGCUCUUCGUAAAGAACGUGAUCCAGACAACGUUCACGAACUAUCGGGUGAACGUGACCAUCUACAGAUGCAAGGACGAGCACGACUGGCAGGGCCAGUCCGUGUCGUGGUACCGCCUUGUCACACUGUUCGCUCUACCGUCGGUGGUCAUGAUCGUCUGCUACUCGUGGGUCAUCCUAGAACUGUGGGUCAGCACGAAGACCAUGGACCAGCUCACUCAGUCCGCAAAGUUUAGUUACCAGUGCCAAGCUCCCACGACGCCGAGACUGGGUUCUCUUACCAGUCCAGCACAGCAGCAGCCUAACUGUAGGCUCAUCCUUCGGGGUCAUGCCAACUCCGACAUAAGGGACGUCAAGAGAGCACGCCAACAGGUCAUCAAGAUGCUCAUCCUCGUGGUGAUCCUCUUUCUGCUUUGCUGGGGCCCCCGGCUCGUCAUGGAAAUCGUCAUCAAGUGCUGUCUCAAUGUGUUCAACCACGGCGUGUACGCUGUGCGCGUACUCUUCUACCUGCUGCCGUUUGUGCACAGCUGCCUGAACCCCAUCGUCUACUGCUUCAUGUCCAGCAAGUUCCGACGCCGCAUGGUCCGAUGCUGCCACCGCACCUGCUUCGCACCUCGCUGCCGCGUCAAGUCCGCCACCACCAACAACCGUUGUUCGUCCAGAAACGGCACCACACGUCUCGGUUCGACGUACACGUUCACGUCGUACGCCACCUCGACGGUGGCCAUCCCGUCUUCGAUGACGCAGGUACCGGGCGAUCCGCUCGCUUUGUGACAAUCGCCCUGCCCGCCGCUGCACCAGCGCGGCGCUCUGCAGCUGAAAGCUACCGGUGCCAAAGUAGCCAAGAAGAAGAGCGCUAAGCAGCAGAAUCGUUGCAGGGACGCCACGAUUGAGGACUUCUUGUGAAUGGAUGAACAGAGGGACGGCACGUUUACUCGGAGAAAUGUGCAUAAAAUACUCGCGGCAUCACAUAGGUGAUAUCAAGGGUUCUGUGACAGUGAAGAAGCUCCGCAUUGGAGUCCAGGUGCGAUCGUUUUCCACGAAACGUAAAACGUGAGCCAGGUGUUUUUUGGAUUCUGUCUAGAACUCUUCACGGUGACUCAUUUGUGAUUUGGAGUGUUCUUGUCAAACAGUGACACGGAUACUUACGGACAUUGAUGCGUGUUCAGGAUGUGACGAAUUGCGUAAACUGGUCCCCCGGUGAUCCAAAGUGACUGCAUGUGCAAAGUGAGAGGGUGUAUUCAACCGCGCCAGCCGUUUAGGUUGAGCACAUUCAAACGGUAAUUUUGGAACCACGCUUCAGAUUCAUACACCGCGGCAUAAAGCUGAUGGAGCAGUAAUGUUUCUGAAAAAAAUUACUUGUUUGUGGAUGGUUCGGUCGUAACUUGACAGCGCAGCCCAUUUCUGAGCCUAAGGCACGCUACCACAAGUUAUUUGCAAUAUGAACGCCGCCGCAGCAUUUGUAGUGCUUAUGCUACAGUGUCGACCCUGAGAAGGACCCCAAGUGUAUAUAUUAGAAAGGAGCAAGGAAUUUUUCACUAAAUCUUUCAUUUACUCACUCGAAGACUUUAAAAAAAGUAAGCUUAAUUUGAGAGGUAAGGCGAUUUGCACUGACGUGAUAUACCAUCACCAGGAAAAUGGUGGAACACACACCUGCAGUUAGAAAUGUCCGUGUUAAUAGAAGGUUCGCGGCCUCAUGCUUUGAGAAACGUGUACAUAUUUAUGUUUAACGGCUUGCUUGAAAUCAAAAAGUGUCCAUGGAAUGUCGGGUGUUUCCUUUUGGGCGAGUGACGACAAUGUUGUAUUUUCCCCUCUGCGAGUCGUACUUCUGUAGGUUGCGACAUUCGAGAGCGUAACUUCGGUCCAUUAAAGCUAUAUUUCUCUUCAGGCUUCGGCGAAGCGGACCACUGUUCAGAGAGAAUCUCAUGAAUACAAUUUUCUUGAACGAAAUAGCGUGUUGCAACGCAUUUCUCCCAAUAUGUUUGCUCCAUGUCUGCGUAUGACUUGGAAAGGCUGUUUGUGAUUUGUGUGUAAAUGUGAGCGAAAUAUUACUGCGGUGGAGUGCUGAACUAUUCGUAAGUUCCCUUGCAUGGCUGUUUCUCCCAAUGACCCACACCGUGCGCGUCGUUUCUCACCUCGUUCGGAUCUGACUGAGCCAGUAUUCUAUCAGCCAUGUGGAUAUGAACGCCAUGUUCUUUUUUCUUCACUGAUAAUGAAGGCAUGAAAACCUGAGACAAGUAGACCUGCAAGCAUACUCUUCGUCAUUCGAGAUUGUGGUGUGCAGGCAAGCGGAAAGAAUGCCGUGCUGUAUUGCAUUGUUAGCGCUGUUUGUUGUUAGCGUGAUAAACAUGAAUGUGUUGGUAUGUCCUGUUUGUAAAAACAACAAAAACAAUAUUGUUCUCGCCUUCAAGUUAUCGUGUGAAACACUUGUUAUUCGUGUCUAAUGGUUGUGUUUUCCCAUGAUGCCGCGAUGGUUUCAACAUGUACUUUGUACGCAUGAGGGUUAGUUAAAGUUUCCUAUAAGAAAUGUCGCGCUCAAUAUGGCAGUGCUGAUUUAUCGUCCAUAAUUUUCCAAAAACUGGGUGGUGCAAUGUACCUAAAUAUUUGACUGGUGCUUGUUCUUCUGGUGCCAUUGAUAGUGUAAUGCUCCGAAUGCAAUGAUGCCAUUUGUUGUGAAUUUUGUCUUACCUAUGUCAGCUACUAGUUGUUAAAUGCAAGAAAACAACAAGGAAAUGACACUAACGCUAACACUGUUAUUACAGCGUUAGUAUUUCACUCCUAAUCACACUUAGUAGAAUAUAUCUCUAAUCACCUUUCUUGCGGUUUUAGUAUGCUAAAAGCAAAAGAAAGGACAAGGGUUGCUAAAGUAUAACGCGGCACAGAGCCAGUGCUAAACAUGUUCGGCAACACUUCUUACAAGCUUUAGGUAAGCAUACUGACGUUCGGCGUAUUUUAUGUUGUUACGUGCUUGUGAAAGUCUUCUAUUCCUGCCUGACCUACGAGCUCGAAGAGCUUCAAUAAACGAGCACCGCAAAGUA
This is a messenger RNA of Dermacentor andersoni, 6682 nucleotides long. Its product is annotated as cholecystokinin receptor type A-like. Gene Ontology annotation, cellular component: plasma membrane. Gene Ontology annotation, molecular function: G protein-coupled receptor activity. Gene Ontology annotation, biological process: G protein-coupled receptor signaling pathway. Lineage: Eukaryota; Metazoa; Arthropoda; Arachnida; Ixodida; Ixodidae. The record is from RefSeq and is a predicted model, not a curated record.